This is a messenger RNA of Triplophysa dalaica, 2573 nucleotides long. It is a transcript of the gene stub1, whose product is annotated as STIP1 homology and U-Box containing protein 1. Gene Ontology annotation, biological process: positive regulation of proteolysis; protein quality control for misfolded or incompletely synthesized proteins; protein polyubiquitination. Gene Ontology annotation, molecular function: ubiquitin protein ligase activity; protein-folding chaperone binding. Gene Ontology annotation, cellular component: Z disc; cytoplasm. Lineage: Eukaryota; Metazoa; Chordata; Actinopteri; Cypriniformes; Nemacheilidae. The transcript is spliced from 8 exons. The coding region runs from base 386 to 1243 and encodes 285 amino acids. The record is from RefSeq and is a predicted model, not a curated record.
UCGUCACCUCCGGUGACGUCUCUUACAGCCUAGUCAAAACAACUGAAACAUGACGCUAGCGUCUCGCAAAUGCGAAUAAAAUGUCGGAUUUGUAACAAUCGCCGAUAAACACAUGGCGCGUUAUUCAUUCUAAGGUCAUGUUUGUUCAGGACUGUGAGUUUGACUGCGUUUUAAUCGGGAUAAAGGAUUCAAAAUCCGCUCUGAAAAGCAUUGCUGUCGCUACCGGUUUGCUAACGGCAGGCGUCAGUCCAGCCAUCAGACCCGUGUGAGAGAUUUCACUCCAGGCAGGUAUUUGGAUCCCCGGGAGAGGCCGGUGCUCACCGAAGAGACGGGGAACAGGAUUGGUAAGCAGGGGGGAGCUGCCACCACGGAGCAAGUGGAAAAGAUGGCGAGCAGCCCGGAGAAAAGCACCUCAGCGCAGGAGCUCAAGGAGCAGGGGAACCGACUGUUCCUCAGCCGAAAAUACCAGGAGGCCGCCACCUGCUACAGUAAAGCCAUUAAUCGCAAUCCCUCCGUGGCCGUGUACUACACUAACCGGGCACUGUGCUAUGUGAAGCUACAGCAAUCUGACAAGGCACUGGCCGACUGUAAACAUGCCCUUGAACUUGACAGCCAAUCGGUGAAGGCGCACUUUUUUCUGGGCCAGUGCCAGCUGGAACUGGAGAAUUAUGAAGAGGCCAUUGGCAAUCUACAGAGAGCUUAUAACCUGGCAAAGGAACAGCGAUUGAAUUUCGGAGACGAUAUCCCAAGUGCCCUUCGCAUUGCUAAGAAGAAACGCUGGAACAGUAUAGAGGACAAGCGGAUCAGUCAAGAGAACGAGCUGCACGCGUAUCUCACUCAACUCAUACUGGCAGAAAAAGCGAGAGAGAUAGAAAACUGCAGAGAGAAGCAGACAGAAGACAGUCCGAACGGAAGUGAAAUUAGCAAAAUCAAAUCCAAACAUGAUAAAUAUUUGAUGGAUAUGGAAGAGCUCUUCUCUCAAGUGGAUGAAAAGAGGAAGAAGCGAGAGAUUCCAGAUUAUUUGUGUGGGAAGAUCAGUUUUGAGCUCAUGAGAGAGCCUUGCAUAACACCCAGCGGUAUAACCUAUGACCGCAAAGACAUCGAGGAACAUCUACAGCGUGUUGGUCAUUUCGACCCGGUAACCCGCAGCUCACUGACCCAAGAUCAGCUGAUUCCCAAUCUGGCCAUGAAGGAGGUGAUUGACGCUUUCAUCCAGGAGAACGGUUGGGUGGAGGACUAUUAAACACAAACACACACACACGAGCGGACAGACGCCUGAAUGAAAUCUCCUGUAUAUUCAUGCACUUUAAUCAGUGGAGCUUUGCUGUGGAAUAUCUCACCGACGGGAGUCAGCAGCACCCUCAGGAAGCCUCUGAAACCCUCCGCUCGAUGGGUGCGAACACUGACACAUACUAAAAAAGAAAACACGCAAGCGCUCUCGUCUUUCCCUAACAGACUCCGUCGAUCUGGCCCUUCCCGCGGGUUCUGUUUCGGGCCUCAAACAUUUAUAAAUGUUUGCGGUCACGAAAGUAGUCACGAGUCAACAGUUGAAUAAUCCUGCUGUUCAGUGCAAACCAUGAUGCUGUAAUUUCCUUACACGAACUAUAAAAAGCAUAGACACAUCACUAAUAUUCAUUAAGCGAAGAGGAAACUGUACAUGGUUAGCGUUACGCGGGCUGACGUGUGUUUCUUUGUUCUUUAGAGAUCUAUAUGCAGAAUGAAUGGGAUGUAAGCGAGUGUGAAAGGUUGUAACAUGUAGAAUGUUUCUAAGACUUCUCUUGCGCUUGGGUUCUAGCAGGAUUAUAGAGUUUUGUAUGCAUCGUGUAAUCCACAUGUAUUUAGACAUUCAUGUAUGACUGCCAAUCAUUCAAAAUGAACUGAGAAUCUGUCGCAUUCAGACUACAUCAUCAUUUCUUAUGAUGUACGAAACGUUUCGUCUCGUCGUGUGUCUGUGUAUUAGAGAGAGGAGUAAAUGAAAUCUGUUCUAACAGUCACACAAACACGUUUCUUGUUUAGUAUCAGUAUUCUUUUUUCUUUGGUCCAGUGACCCUUGUUAGUAGCUGAAUAAUACAGAUCCCAAACUAUCCAUUCGGUUCAGGUGAAACAUCACUGAAUCAUAACAUGUUGGAUGCAUGUUAAAUAAAUGUUUUGUUUUUUGUAAAAAAAAAACAGUUUGUUUUAUUCAAGUGAUCAUGAUUUGUAAUUCUGAUUUGAUAAGAAGAUUCCCAAGAUGGGGCUGGUGAAUUGAAAAGUUGUUGUUGAAGUGUUUGCAGUGAGUCACUAGAGGGCAGCAUACAGCAGAUAAACUCAUCACUGCUGAAUUAAACUGUGUUUUCAUCAUGUUGAAAGGAUCAUCAUCACUUCACACUGCCAAUGCAAAUGUGAUUUUAACACCUCACUAUAACAUUCAAUGUUUGAUUGGUUGAAUGUUGUGAACUGGAACAGUUUCACUUCUACUCCAUAGAGACGUUAAGAAGUUUCACAUGAUUUUCAAAGAGAAUUUUCUGUGAACCGAUGGCAAGAGGGCAGCUUUUGUCCUCUUUAUAAAGAAUAAUAAACACACAAAAAGAUAA